Molecule: messenger RNA, 1833 nt
Organism: Diversispora eburnea
Lineage: Eukaryota; Fungi; Glomeromycota; Glomeromycetes; Diversisporales; Diversisporaceae
Source: the annotation of a GenBank genome assembly
AUGUUAAAAAAAAAAUUCAAAAAUAUUCGUACCAAAAUUUAUUCUCUUGAAGAAGACGUCGAUGAUUUUGGAAUACAAAAUCUUAACGAAGAAAGUGACACGUUUAAAGUGAUAAGAAGCUCUGCAAGUCGCAAGUUUUUGCAAACAAAAUCAAAAAAGUUAGUUAUAGAUCAAUUAGAUCAAAGUUCGGAAAGUUCUGAAAUUUCGGGAAUACCUGACGAAAAUACAAUUAAAGCUGCUAAAAGGAGAAGGGAAGAAUUGCGACAAAGACAAUCUUAUCCAGAUUAUAUUCCAUUAGAAGAUUACGAAGAUGUUGAAGACGUUAUGGAAAAACAAUUAGAGUCAAGAUUAGUUCGUGAAGAUGAAGAAGAUGCAGAAGAUGAAUUAGGUCCUUAUGCUGAAGAAAAAUUACCUCUUGGUAAAAAAGCAGAGAAAGAACAUAAACGUCUUCGAAAAGUAGGAAUUGAAGAAAGUAUUAUGGACGUUGAUUUUGAAGAUGAAGAUGAUGAAUUUAUACAAUGGGAAAUGGACGCAAUCAAAAAAGGUGGAGGAAUUUUUAGUAAUAAACCUUCAAAACCACCAAUAAAACGUCCAAUUGGACCUAAUCUAACACAAAAAGAUAUAGAAACUAAUCAAACAUCAAGUGAAAAAUUAGAAAUAGAUUUACAAGUCACGAAGAAUCGGUAUACAUAUUUUCAAGAAUUAAGAUUGUUCAUUGAGAAUCUAGUUGGAUUUCUUGACGAUAAGGUUGUUACAAUUGAAAUUACAGAACUUGAGAAAUUAGAGAAUGAUUUUCAGAAAUUACUUACCGAUAGAUCAGAAUUCAUAAUGAAAAAAAUCUUGAAAGAAGAUUCCGAUGACUUGAAAUCAUUUUGUAAUGUAUAUCAAGAUAAAACUAGUAAUAAUAUGAAUAAUGUGAAUGAUAAUAUUCAAGAAGAAAAGGAUGAAGUUGAUGAAUUCGACAAGAUAUCAUAUCAUCGUACAAGAUUAUUUGAUGAUGUUGUUGAUGAAUUUAAAUCCUUGGAUUCGGUGAAGUCAAUAUUUGAUAUAUGGAAAAGGGACUUUAAUGAAGAUUAUACAAAAGCCUAUGGUGAUUUAAGUUUACCGAGUGUAUUUGAAUUCUAUGUACGGCACGAAAUAUUAUUAUGGGAAUCAUUUGAGGGUCAUACUAAUUUUGAAGAAAUAAAAUGGUUUCAAGUUUUAUGUGAUUCCGGGGAAACAACUGAUAAUAUAAUUUUGAAAAAAGUUAUAGAUAAAGUUGUGCUUCCACGAACAAAAUACUUAAUAAUGGUUUUGGAUCCAUAUUCAAAUAAUAAAAUCAAGUCUACUAUCGAAUUUUUUGAUUCUAUAACGAAAUUUGUUGACAAAGAAUCUCAAAAUUUCAAGGAUUUUUCAUCAGCAAUUACUAGUCGUUUACAAAAUGUAGUCAGUUCUAUAGAAGUGCCAGAAGAUGAAGCAUUAAUUUUAUCAUUGACUCAUACGUCUCCGCAACGUGAGAUAACAGAAGUAGAAAUUGAAAGAUCGCGUGAUAGAUAUUUUUGGCGUAAAUAUGAGUUACUUCAAAAUCUUAUUCUAUGGAGGAAUUAUUUAUCGGAUGAUUUUUUACAACCACUUGUCACUGAACAUUUGAUUUACCGUUGUUUAUUACGAGUUUUAGAUUUAUCCCCUCCUUCUCCUCAUAAGUUUGAACAGAUGUUGAGAAUUAUCCCAAGUGAAUGGCUUUCAGCUUCGAUACUAGAAAGAAUGGCACGCGGAGCUGCAGGUGUUGAAUAUGAUUUCAUUGGUGUUAAGGGAUAUCCCGGAAAAAAUAAAAUGAGAUAUUUUGUUAAUUGA